AUGGCCCACCACGACGCUGUUGGCGGCCCCGCCGACCUUAUCGACAACGGGGAGGGCGAGGUUAAUCGCGCUGAUCAGAAGGACCAAGAUGACGCCGCUUUGCUGCGCACCAUGGGCUACAAGCCGGUGCUCCACCGGACAUACAACUUGUUCGAGAACUUUGCGACCACAUUUGCUGCUCUUUACUUUGUCGGCGGUGUUCGCGUGACUUUCAGCACCGGUAUUGCUGCCGGUGGAAACCUGGCGUAUUGGACCAGUUAUGUAGUAACUAUGGUGUUCACAUUUAUUACUGCUGCUGUCAUUGCUGAGGUCUGUUCGGCUUCUCCGUCCGCCGGCUCGAUCUACUUGUGGGCCGCCGAAGCGGGUGGGCCCCGAUUUGGUCGACUUCUCGGCUUUAUCGUUGCUUGGUGGAGCACGACGGCUUGGACGACUUUCUGUGCAAGCAACACCCAAGCUGCGGUUAACUAUAUGCUUUCGGAAAUCACGGUUUUCGAACUCGAUUUUCCGUCGGACGUGAGCGAUGUCAAAUUCCGCGCUGUCCAGUGGAUCUGCACUGAGGUCCUGCUUGCUCUGGCGGCUCUGUUGAACUUUUUGCCUCCCCGAUACUUCAAAUAUGUGUUCUGGUUCUCCGCUGCAGUCGUGAUGCUGGACUUCUUCUUGAACCUGAUUUGGCUGCCCAUUGGCACCGCUCAGACAUGGGGCUUCCGUUCUACUCAUGAGGCGUUCAUGACCACCUACAAUGGUACCGGAGCUCCAGCUGGCUGGAACUGGUGUCUUUCUUACCUUGCUACUGCCGGUAUCCUGAUUGGCUUCGAUGCAUCUGGUCACGUUGCGGAGGAGACCAAGAAUGCUUCCAUCACUGCCGCUCGUGGUAUCUUCUGGAGUACUGUAGCAAGUGGAUUUGGUGGUCUGUUUACGAUCAUUCUCUUCUUGUUUUGCGCGCCUGACGCCGACACACUUUUCAGCUUCGGCUCACCUCAGCCUUUCGUACCUCUUUACGCCGUCGUCUUGGGCAAGGGCGGCCAUAUCUUCAUGAACUUCGUUUGCAUCUUCGCUUUGUGGCUGAACACCGCAAUUGCCAUCAUCGCCGCGUCUCGUCUCGUUUUCGCCGUGGCCCGUGAUGGCGUACUCCCCUUCUCCGGCUGGGUCUCUCGCGUCAAUAACGGCCAGCCUCGCAACGCAGUGAUCGUUGUCUGGGCCGUUGCCGCCUUGGUCACCUGCACCAUCCUUCCGUCCAGUGUCGCUUUCACUUCUCUUGUCUCGGCAGCCGGUGUUCCCAGCGCUGCUGCAUACGGUCUGAUCUGCCUAGCCCGACUCAUCUGCACUCCAAAACGGUUCCCAAAGCCACAGUGGAGUCUCGGCCGCUGGAGUAAGCCGUUCCAGUUCAUCGGUGUCUUCUGGAAUGGCUGGGUAGUUGCCAUUCUGUUCUCGCCCUAUGCGUUCCCGGUCACUGGAGAAAACUUAAACUAUGCGCCGAUCAUCAUGGCGGGUGUCACGGUCUUGGCUUUGAUCUCCUACUUCCUCAUGCCUGAGAGUGCAUGGCUUCCUCGAGACCGCAUCAGUCACUUCAUUGAUAGCAAGGGUGCUGUUGAGACUGUGGAGGAAGUACAGUCCACUGACGGUGAACCGAGCACUCGGUGA
This is a messenger RNA of Penicillium bovifimosum, 1641 nucleotides long. RefSeq names its product putative amino acid permease. The coding region runs from base 1 to 1641 and encodes 546 amino acids. Gene Ontology annotation, cellular component: membrane. Gene Ontology annotation, molecular function: transmembrane transporter activity. Gene Ontology annotation, biological process: transmembrane transport. NCBI's taxonomy places the organism in Eukaryota, Fungi, Ascomycota, Eurotiomycetes, Eurotiales, Aspergillaceae. The transcript is spliced from 10 exons. The record is from RefSeq and is a predicted model, not a curated record.